UGACAUUAGCUUCCGGGGUGUCGGUCAGGAAGCUGCUCGCUGCCGGACUUCGCGGAGCCGCUUCGGGGAGCAACAGACACCUCAGUCGGGCUGCGGCUGCCAUGGCGGAGGAGGCGAAGAAGCUGGCUGCGUACGCCGCGGUGGAAAACCACGUCCAGAACAACCAGGUCGUUGGUGUUGGCAGUGGCUCCACCAUCGUGUACGCUGUGGACAGGUUAGCGGAGCGAGUGCGUCAAGAGAAACUCAACAUCGUGUGCGUGCCCACCUCCUUCCAGGCCCGUCAGCUGAUCCUGCAGCACGGCCUCACCCUGUCCGACCUGGACCGGCACCCGGAGCUGGACGUGGCCAUCGACGGGGCGGACGAGGUGGACGCAGAUCUGACGCUGAUCAAAGGCGGAGGCGGCUGUCUGACUCAGGAGAAGAUCGUGGCAGGCUGUGCCAAACACUUCGUGGUCAUCGCAGACUUCAGGAAGGACUCCACGUCUCUGGGCCAGCAGUGGAAGAAGGGCGUCCCCAUCGAGGUCAUCCCCAUGGCGUACGUCCCCGUCUCCAGGGCCGUCGCCAGGCGCUUCGGGGGCGAGGCCAACCUGCGCAUGGCCGUCAGCAAAGCGGGUCCGGUGGUCACCGACAACUGUAACUUCAUCCUGGACUGGAAGUUUGAGCGAGCUCAGAACUGGAAGGAGGUCAACACGGCCAUCAAGAUGAUUCCAGGUGUGGUGGAGACGGGUCUCUUUGUGAACAUGGCUGAGCGGGCGUACUUUGGGAUGGAGGAUGGGAGUGUGCAGGUCCGAGAUCCUCCGGUGAACUGAUGACACUAUCACUUCCUCCACCUCCACCUCCACCUCCACCUCCUCCUCCCCCCACAAGUGCCGCAUUAGUGAUUUCCAGCCGGAGUCGGACCGAAGAAGACCAGAGAAAAGCAGAAAGCCUCUCCCAUCCCGAACCCCCUGGUUUGGCUCCCCGCCCCGCAGACGGUGCUCCUGGUUCUGAGUUUUAAAGUGCCUGAUGGGUCGAGUCGAUGUCGCGCCGGCCUUCUCCUCUGUCCGUCGUCCCGGAGCGAAGGCGUGCCUUGUGUUGGAAACAUAACAGCCAUUUAUAAUGAAGCCCCGAGCCAGACCCGCUGUGGUCGGCCGAUUAGAGAGAGACGAUACACACACACACACACACACACACACUCUGCAUGCUCGUCAUUUCGUUCACACCUCAGCUGUUACUGUACAGUGUCAUGAAGCACAGCGGUGUGUGUUCCUGUUGUCCUGGUGCGGCUCCAUCAGCUGAUCCGCUUCACGGCUCAGUCAGACCAAAGCCUCUGUCUGAAGUCCUGGACUCUGCCGCCGUGAGCGUGGCCGUGCGCGCCCCUCUGUUCGUCCUGCAUGACGUUUAUUCCACUGCAGCCGUCAUUUAUUUCACUGUGAGCCGGUCCGGAGCAGGACGGGCGGCGUUCAGCUGGAGCUCCGCCCUGCGAGGAGAACGGAGGAAGCCGUGCCUUGAUUGACUGUGGAAGCAGCAGCGGAGCUGAUCAGGUCGUGGUUAAAUGAUCCUGGAUCUCUUCUUCCUCCUGCUGAACCGCAGCAUGUGUCCUCAUUAGGGAAGCCGGUUCGAAUCCCAGCAGCAUGAACAUCUGGACUUCAGACCAGCAGCCUACAGUGAAAACUGGAUUUCUUUACUGUUACUUGAACCUACAUAAAGCUACACUUUAUUUGGUACGUUUGUGUUUUUUUUUUUUUGUUUUUUUUUUUCCUGUGAAACCAUCAUGGCUGGGAAUGUAAUCCAUUAAGGAAAAGCAGCUCGUUGGCGUUUUUAUCUGCCAGCCGCAGUGAGACGAGGGCAUUCAGUCUCAUCUAUCAAUAAAGCUCCUGGCCUCGAGACAAAGACACACAAACACACACCAGCGUUCCCCAUUCCUCUCUCCACCAGGCGACUGUGAUCAUGACUUGUUUUCUUUGUUUUUCUGUGUAAACAAUACAGGACCAACAUGACGACGA
Messenger RNA from Salarias fasciatus (jewelled blenny), 1985 nucleotides. It is a transcript of the gene rpia, whose product is annotated as ribose 5-phosphate isomerase A (ribose 5-phosphate epimerase). Gene Ontology annotation, biological process: pentose-phosphate shunt, non-oxidative branch; D-ribose metabolic process. The coding region runs from base 102 to 809 and encodes 235 amino acids. Gene Ontology annotation, molecular function: ribose-5-phosphate isomerase activity. Gene Ontology annotation, cellular component: cytoplasm. NCBI's taxonomy places the organism in Eukaryota, Metazoa, Chordata, Actinopteri, Blenniiformes, Blenniidae. The transcript is spliced from 9 exons. The record is from RefSeq and is a predicted model, not a curated record.